AUGGGCUCUCCAAUAGAAACCCACUCAAGAAUUUUUGAUCUUGAUGGUGAUAAAAAAGAAGAAGAAGAAGAGAGUUUCUCCUAUGCCAUGCAGCUCACGACCUCCAUUGUGCUGCCUAUGGCCUUGCAAUCGGCUAACGAGCUUGGUGUUUUUGAUAUCUUAGCCAAAGCUGGUCCAGAAGCCAAGCUCUCUCCCUCACAGAUUGUGGCUCAUCUCCCCACCAAGAACCCCGACGCAGCAACAAUGCUGGACCGCAUCCUUAGGAUGCUGGCAUGCCACUCUGUGCUCGGUUGCUCUGUGGUUGCUGAUGAUUUUGGGUCUUUCCAAAGGCUCUACAGUCUUUCUCCUGUGUCUAAACACUUUGUGCGUAAUGAAGAUGGUGUGUCGUUGGGUCCCCUAUUGGCCCUGUCUCAAGACGAGGUCUUCAUAAAAAGCUGGUCCCAAUUGAAAGGUGCAAUUCUUGAGGGAGGAAUUCCAUUCAACAGGGUAUAUGGCAUGCAUGCCUUCGAGUAUCCAGAUUUGGACCCUAGGUUCAAUGAAGCUUUUAACACAGCAAUGUUCAACCACACUACUAUUGUUAUGAAGAAGAUUCUUGAGUCUUACAAAGGCUUUGAGCAACUCACACAACUAGUUGAUAUUGGUGGAGGUCUAGGAGUUACUCUUAACUUAAUCAUUUCCAGAUACUCCAAUAUCAAAGGCAUUAAUUUUGAUUUACCACAUGUUAUACAACAUGCCCCAGCUUAUCCAGGUGUGGAACAUAUAGGAGGGAAUAUGUUCGAGAGCGUUCCUAAAGGGCAUGCUAUUUUUAUGAAGUGGAUACUUCAUGAUUGGAGUGAUGAAUACUGCUUGAAGCUGUUGAAAAAUUGCUACAAUGCUAUCCCAAAUGAUGGAAAGGUAAUUGUUGUGGAGGCAGUUCUUCCAACUGUGCCUGAGAAUAGCAGUUCUAUGAAGAGCACCACUCAUCUUGAUUUGAUUAUGAUGACCCAAAACCCCGGAGGAAAGGAAAGGACCCAGCAAGAAUUCAUGGCCUUGGCAACUAGGACUGGAUUUAGUGGCAUCAGAUUUGGCUGUUGUGUAUCUGAUAUUUGGGUUAUGGAGUUUUUUAAGUAGAU
This is a messenger RNA of Quercus lobata, 1112 nucleotides long. Its product is annotated as caffeic acid 3-O-methyltransferase-like. The transcript is spliced from 4 exons. Gene Ontology annotation, molecular function: protein dimerization activity; O-methyltransferase activity. Bases 1 to 1110 code for a protein of 369 amino acids. The record is from RefSeq and is a predicted model, not a curated record. Lineage: Eukaryota; Viridiplantae; Streptophyta; Magnoliopsida; Fagales; Fagaceae.